AGUGAUCCUAACCAUGGAGUUAACAACUUAACUCAACCAUGGUUACUUUCUUCCUCAUCACCAUUCUCACCUUUCUCUCAAAACCAGAUCUAGGGUUCAUGCAAAUCGCCACGAUUUUCACCGAUAAAUUACGUAUAACUUCUGCUAAAUCUACACAUGCAUCCAGAUCUUAACUUCUCACUUUGCGUUACGUGAUGGAGACGCAGAGGAUCGUCGAAUUUCCUCACAGAAUCAUGGAUAAACGACCGAGAAAACGGCCUCGAUUGGCCUGGGACGUGCCUGAUCCUGUUCAUCCUCCUCCGAAGGUACAUCCAGCUUUAUAUUGCAGGCAGGAAUACGUAAACGGCGCAGUCCCUAUUUUUUCUUACUCGUCAAUAUACUACAAAGGGAUACCUCAUAAUGGUUCUCCUCCAUGGAGACCAGAUGAUAAAGAAGGGCACUAUAUGUUUGCAGUAGGAGAAAAUAUAACUCCUCGAUAUAGGAUAUUGAGCAAAAUGGGUGAAGGUACUUUCGGGCAAGUUUUGGAGUGUUUAGACAAUGAAAAGAAAGAGCCUGUAGCAAUUAAAAUCGUUCGAUCGAUAAACAAGUAUCGUGAAGCCGCCAUGAUUGAAAUUGAUGUUUUACAGAAGCUUGCCAGACAUGAUGUUGGUGGUUCACGUUGUGUGCAAAUACGGAAUUGGUUUGACUAUCGUAAUCAUAUUUGUAUUGUUUUUGAGAAGCUUGGUCCAAGUUUAUAUGAUUUUCUCCGUAAAAACAACUACCGUUCAUUUCCCAUUGAUCUUGUUCGCGAGUUUGGCAGACAACUUUUGGAAUCUGUUGCAUUUAUGCAUGAUUUACGCCUUAUACAUACCGAUUUAAAGCCAGAAAAUAUUCUUUUGGUUUCAUCGGAGUAUAUCAAGGUGCCAGAUUAUAAGUUUCUCUCAAGAUCUGGAAAAGAAGGUUCUUGUUUUAAGAACUUGCCAAAAACAAGUGCUAUCAAGCUAAUUGAUUUUGGGAGUACUACGUUUGAACACCAAGAUCACAGCUAUGUUGUAUCAACGCGACAUUACCGAGCCCCAGAGGUUAUAUUGGGCCUUGGUUGGAAUUAUCCAUGUGAUUUGUGGAGUGUCGGUUGUAUUCUUGUUGAACUUUGCUCUGGUGAAGCUUUAUUCCAAACUCAUGAGAACUUGGAACAUCUUGCCAUGAUGGAGAGAGUUUUAGGACCGCUUCCUCAACAUAUGAUCAUGAGAGCUGACCGUCGAUCUGAGAAAUAUUUUAGAAGGGGUGCACGGUUAGAUUGGCCUGAAGGUGCAGCCUCAAGAGAAAGUAUGAGGGCUGUGUGGAAACUUCCACGCCUGCAGAACUUGGUAAUGCAGCAUGUGGACCACUCUGCUGGGGCUUUGAUUGACCUCUUGCAGGGGCUCUUGCGUUUCGACCCAGCAGAACGGUUCACAGCCAGGGAAGCUUUACGGCACCCGUUCUUCACAGGUGAUAUUAGACGAUACGGGUACCCUUUGUAAUUGGAAAAUUCCAAAGUUAAAUAGAAAAUUCGUGAUAUUUUCCAUCAAUCUAAGCUUUUAAUGAUCGUUUUACUGUUACAUCACAUGAUUAUCUGCUUGUUAUAUUUUUGCUUGUUUGAUUGUUGGGGAUGUAUAUUGGUUUCUGCUAAUUGUGUUUUGAAGUCCGGUCGUAUAAAGUUUGUUGUCAUAAUUUGAAUGAUUUUGAUUUGUAA
Molecule: messenger RNA, 1711 nt
Organism: Helianthus annuus (common sunflower)
Lineage: Eukaryota; Viridiplantae; Streptophyta; Magnoliopsida; Asterales; Asteraceae
Product: serine/threonine-protein kinase AFC1
Exons: 12
Coding region: 195-1499 (434 amino acids)
Biological process (GO): protein phosphorylation
Cellular component (GO): nucleus
Molecular function (GO): protein kinase activity; ATP binding
Source: RefSeq, a predicted model, not a curated record